AUGAUUGCCUUUGCUUGUCAUAUUGGCUUCGCCCGCGGGCUGGCCCCACGUGGACCUGGCGCGGGCGCGUCGAUGAAGGGCGUACGGUGCGUCUUGAGUCGAUGUCUGCUUUCGGUGCUCGUCGUUGUCGCUUUCGCUGUUCACGCCGAGGAGGUACGCGAGGACACAACCCCCAUAUGCAAUUUAGCUGGGACGACGUUGCCUCUAACGCUGUCCCAGGUAAAGACGAAGCUGGAGUUCAAGUGCGGCAGCGGGUUGACUGCCCUCCUUCCCAAAUCUCAAAAGGACCAGUCCCAGACUGAGUUCUGCCGGGACUCGUCCUGCACGACAAAGGUCUCCUUAGGCGAACUGAACCUAAAGUUUGAAAAGGCGGCAGAUAAGUAUGGCGUCACUGCCGACGAGCUCCCCGACCAACCCCACACCGUGUACUUUGUCUGUGCAGUAGACAGCCAAUCGGAUGAAAAGCAAGGCCGCAGUCUGUCUUUACGGAGUGCCGCCGCUAAGGACCAGCGCUGCGUCGUCCAGCUCUCCGUUUACGCGAAGACCCCGUCGACCGUCCAGGCCGACAACGUGUGCGACGGGAGCAAGGUCACAAGCGUGUCUCUGAAGGUAACCGAGGACCUCACUCCCGCGGUUUUCGGAUGCGGGGAAGGGCGAGCCCUUUCUCCUGCCCUUUUCGAAAAAGUCCUCCAGCGUGCUGAUGGUGCAGAGACGACGCAGGAGGUCGCCUUGCAGUCCUUGCUCCCCAAGGCGACACUGACUGCGAAUAGCUCUGGCUCCUCUGAUGUGCUGGGAGCAGCCUACACGCUGACAGUUCCAGAGUUGCCUGAAGCGGGACCGGUGAAGCUCGGCUACAAAUGCGCGGCAUCAAAGCCGGCAGCAGGUGUAGAAGGCGCCAAAGACGAUGUCCUGGACACCUCCUGUACCUCAGCCAUGAGCGACACCCGCAUUUUGUACGGGGUUGCGAAUCUGUGGAAUGAGGUUCUAACAUGCAGACCCGCUAGUGCUGCAGCCCCCACGUGGAUUCCCUCCCAUGCGGCGGAGAAGCAACCACUUGUCAAGGAAUGUGUAACUUCUGGAUCGCCGCUGUUGUUUGAUAUCACCGGGCAAACACCCCAAACGCUUCAGUUCAAAUGCAAAACCGAUUCCACUCUUCUUCCUUCUCCACAAACUCGGGCAGCACUUCCCACUCAGUUCUGCCGUGAUUCGGCUUGCAAGACCAAAGCGGCUCUAAGCGACUUCAACCUCGAGCUUUCUGGAACCGAAACAGCGUAUACUUUCGCAGCCAAGACAUUGCCAGUAACGCCGCACACCGUCUACUUCAAUUGCGUCCCCAAAAACCUCAACAAGAACUCUGAGGAGGUCACUGGCGAUGAUAAAAGUUGCGUGAUUCAGAUUUCCGUUUGGGGCCAGACCUCGUCGAUUGUUCCGGCCGAAAACGUCUGCACCGAAAAGGGAAAGAGUGUUUCCCUGAAGGUGGACAAGGACCUCACUCCCGUUACGUUCGGAUGUGGCGACAAGAGGACGUUGACCCCCGUGCUCCUCGACCAGGUCUUUCAGCCGACUGAGACGGCGGCGUCCAGCCCGCAGCCAGCUAGCUUGACUUCUCUUGUCCCUACAGCAGCUUUGACGGCAAACGGUAGUGACAAGGACGCAGCAAAAUGGCAUGCUUACACACUUACGGUUAAGGAGCUGCCCGAGGUGGCCCCCGUGCAGCUUCUUUAUAAAUGCAUUGCAACGCCAACGCCGACAGACCGGGUCCGCGAAGAGCAAGUCGGUGAACAAAACAAGCAGCCAGACUGCGAUGUGCUAAUAGAGGUCGACCAGCGUCCUAGCACUUCCGGGGGCUCUGACUCCGAGACAGGAGGAGGGCAGCGAGCAAGCCUCGUGGCCGCGUCUGCCAUCGUUCUUGCCUCGUUUCCCAUUCUUUCUUUCAUUCUAUGA
This is a messenger RNA of Besnoitia besnoiti, 1944 nucleotides long. RefSeq lists its product as uncharacterized. The record is from RefSeq and is a predicted model, not a curated record. NCBI's taxonomy places the organism in Eukaryota, Apicomplexa, Conoidasida, Eucoccidiorida, Sarcocystidae. The transcript has 5 exons. Gene Ontology annotation, cellular component: membrane. Bases 1 to 1944 code for a protein of 647 amino acids.